Messenger RNA from Clunio marinus, 267 nucleotides. The record is from the annotation of a GenBank genome assembly. NCBI's taxonomy places the organism in Eukaryota, Metazoa, Arthropoda, Insecta, Diptera, Chironomidae.
AUGAAGAAGCCAACACCGUUAGGAUUUAUGUUAAGCAACAACAAGCAGGCAAAAACUUUCGACUCACAGCUAACGCGUGCACUUGCAGCUUACAACUUAAUUAACUCGGCCAUCAAUUUUAUUUUAAAAGAAGAAUCUUUAAAGUCUUUGAACGGUUUCAAUCAAUCGGCUGAGAUCAAAGUGAGAGACAUCGAUCCAUCAACUGACUUUUAUUUGCUGAGUUGUAACCUUUCACAGACACAAAACCGACAUCAAAAGAUGCUGUGA